AGCGCCGCCUCCUGCCGGCCGCCGUGCCCCUCUUCCCCUCUCCGGCAGCGAAGGGUGAGGGCGGACGACGAGAGCUCGUGAGAAGGCGGGGCGAGGGGAUGCAGCCCAAGAUCAGCGCGUUCUUCAAGCGGCAGGAAACGGCCCCAGAUCCGAACAGAUGCAUUGGCACAUGUGCUACACGGGGAGAAGCAACUUGUGAUUCCGUUCUCAUUUCCGCGAGUUUGCGCAGUGGCGGUGGCGAGGGGCACGGGCAGGGAAGCGGCGGCGGCGCCGCGGCGGAGGAGAAGCGGAAGCCCAAGGGCGGCGGGCGCGGCGAUCUUGUCAGCAAGAAGAGGAGCUACGCGCAGUUCCAUCUGGAGCUGGGGCAGCCCGAUUUCGUCCUCCACACCUGCUCCGUCUGCGGCAUGAUGUACGCCCGUGGGAACGACGACGACGAGAAGGUUCACAAGGCGUACCACAAGAGCUACUUCGAGGGAGUCCCGUUCAAGGGCUGGCGAAAUGAGACUGUGAUUGCAAGGUCUGAAGGCGGAGAUCGGGUAAUUCUCGCGACUGAUGAGAAUUCUCAUAUGUGGAACAGUAAGGUCAAGGAGGUGAUCGCAGUGGUGGAGAAGGAGCUGGGAUUUGCUGAAGGGAAACUCCUGCAUAAACUUUGCAAGGUUUAUCUGUACAUAUCUGGCCAGAGAAUUGUGGGCUGCCUUGUCACUGAACCAAUAAAAACAGCGCAUAGAGUUAUCCCGAGCUCCAAGGAAGAAAGCCAUAGUGAUUUGCUGCCUAAUAAUAAUGAAUCGAGGAAAACAGAUCAUACAUUAGAGUUUGGCAAAAUCAGCUUCAAGAGGGAAAUCAUAAGACGGAAUAAUCCUUCGGUCGAGAACAAAGGAGAGUGUCAGGAUCCUGGUGCUAUAAUCUGUGAUAAGGAAGCUGUUCCUGCACUUUGUGGAUUUCGUGCCAUCUGGGUUGUACCAUCACGGAGAAGAAAACGAAUAGGCUCCAAACUAAUGGAUGUUGCAAGAAAAACCUUCUGUGAAGGCGGGACUUUGGGGAUUUCCCAGUUUGCUUUCUCACCCCCAACCUCCUCCGGGAAAGCGCUAGCAUGCCGCUACUGCAAGACCAGCGCAUUCUUAGUCUACAAGGACAUGGAUGUAUAAAAGAUGUACACUAGAAGCCCCCCUCUGAAACUCUCUCUCCAUUGUAAAAUACUUUAAAUUAUUGCCACAUCUGGAACUUAUCUGCUUGUAUUCAGUUUGACUGGAAAAUACUGAUGUUUCUAGCUUCUCUUUGCGACAAGUAA
Messenger RNA from Panicum hallii, 1288 nucleotides. Its product is annotated as protein CHROMOSOME TRANSMISSION FIDELITY 7. Gene Ontology annotation, cellular component: chromatin; nucleus. The coding region runs from base 99 to 1145 and encodes 348 amino acids. Gene Ontology annotation, molecular function: protein-lysine-acetyltransferase activity. Gene Ontology annotation, biological process: mitotic sister chromatid cohesion. The record is from RefSeq and is a predicted model, not a curated record. The transcript has 6 exons. Lineage: Eukaryota; Viridiplantae; Streptophyta; Magnoliopsida; Poales; Poaceae.